AUGUCGUAGUCGAUUACAUCGAAAUUAAAAGCGACAACGUUGAACGCGAGACGUGAACGGCAGCGACAACGGCAUAUUUUAGAAAAUUUUAAAUAUUUAAAUUAAUUCACGUUUUUAGCGUGUUUACGUGAUGGUGGCCACCAAGUUAUAUGUUGGUAAUUUACCAGAAGAUGCUGACAAAGAGGAGUUGGAGCAGCUGUUUAGAAAAUAUGGCAAUGUUGUUGAAUUUGAUAUUCUCAAGGACUAUGGAUUUGUACACUUUGAAAAAGAAGCUGAAGCAAAAGCUGCAGCUGAUGCCUUAGAUGGUCAAGUACAUCAUGGAAACAACAUUAGGGUGGAGAUUUCCCGUAGCAAAGUGCGUCAGAAAGCUGGCAUGGGAGGUAAAGGAGAAUGCUACAGAUGUGGAGGUGAAGGUCAUUGGUCCAAGGAAUGUCCCAGAGGACCAUCCCGAUCUAACAGAGGUCGUGGUGGACAUGUUGGAGAUGGUUUCAGCCCUUAUGACAGGGAGCCUUACUAUCCAGACCCUUAUGAAUACUAUGCCAGAGCUCGCAUGCUGCCGCCACACCCUUAUGAGCGCUACAGAUUUGACCCCUAUGAGCGUCGUCUGCCACCUCCUCCACCUGUUGCCCGCGAGCCACUGUAUCGAGAUUUUGGCCGACAUUCACCUGACUACUACAGAAGGUCUUCCCCCCCAAGAGAUCCUUACUAUGAUUAUUAUGAGAGAAGGAGGCUGGCAGCUAUGGACACGUAUGGGGACAAAUUGAUCGGUUACAACCAAAGAGAUUUGUUUGACAGAGGAUCUGGGGGCCCAGCUGAUGAUUUAAAGCCGAUGGUCAGACCUCCCAUGCAAGGCAGAGUGCCAGGACCAUACUAACAGGAGAACUCACCUUGUCAAAAUCUUUUUCUGCUCACAUUAAAUGAAUUUUUUACCCCAA
Messenger RNA from Physella acuta, 935 nucleotides. RefSeq names its product RNA-binding protein 4B. Gene Ontology annotation, molecular function: zinc ion binding; RNA binding. NCBI's taxonomy places the organism in Eukaryota, Metazoa, Mollusca, Gastropoda, Physidae. The record is from RefSeq and is a predicted model, not a curated record.